Synchiropus splendidus (mandarinfish) is the source of this 6555-nucleotide messenger RNA. It is a transcript of the gene foxp1b, whose product is annotated as forkhead box P1b. The transcript has 19 exons. NCBI's taxonomy places the organism in Eukaryota, Metazoa, Chordata, Actinopteri, Syngnathiformes, Callionymidae. Gene Ontology annotation, molecular function: DNA-binding transcription repressor activity, RNA polymerase II-specific; RNA polymerase II cis-regulatory region sequence-specific DNA binding. Gene Ontology annotation, biological process: regulation of transcription by RNA polymerase II. Gene Ontology annotation, cellular component: nucleus. The record is from RefSeq and is a predicted model, not a curated record. Bases 499 to 2625 code for a protein of 708 amino acids.
CUUUUCUCGGAACACGACGAGCGCGACGUCUACCCCAGCAGGUGGAUAUGACGUCACGGACUUCAGAAAACAACAACAAAUCCGCGAGUUUUCCUACUUUGCUCUCCAACUACUUUUCCCUGUUUAAAGUUUAACACAAAAAAAAUCGCGCACUUUGGUGAGGAAGCGAGGGAGAGACCCGUUUUUUUCUCGUCUUUUUCCGCUCCCCUUGGGUGAGUCAAGUUAGUUACAGUGCCCCCACCUCAGCGGCCAGCGCGGGCGGAGUGAUACCGUCGCUGUUUACGGUUGUGAUUUGUGGUCGCAUGAUUCCGGACAACAUGGAACAGAAGUGACGUUUGCUGCUCCGGGAAAGCCACGAGUCAUCAGAAUUACUGAAAACUGACUUCUGAUUGGAGGAAUGAGGUGCCAGCCAGUCCAACGCGAGUGAUCCGGCAGCGAGGAGACGGUUCUGCUGGACCCCAGAGUUGCUUCAAAUAAACAAGUCCCUCAAGAAGGUGAAUGCACAGUUUUCAAGUCAUGAUGCAAGAAUCUGGAACAGAGGCGACGAGCAACGGAGCGGCUAAUCAAAAUGGUGGAACAAACGCGGAACCCGGGUCGAGGGAGGGACGAGCGGACAGCGCCACACCAUCAGCGGAGGCGACCCCGGCCGAUCUGCUUCAUCUCCAGCAGCACCAGGCUCUUCAGGUUGCCCGGCAGAUUCUCCUCCAGCAGCAGCAGCACCAUCAGCUGAACGCCGACUGCAAAUCCCCCAAAGCCAAUGACAAGCAACAAGGCCUGCAGGUCCCAGUGUCAGUGGCUAUGAUGACACCCCAGGUGAUAACUCCUCAGCAGAUGCAGCAAAUCCUUCAGCAGCAAGUCCUGAGCCCUCAGCAGCUCCAGGUUCUUCUCCAACAGCAGCAGGCCCUCAUGUUACAACAGCAGCAACUCCAAGAGUUCUACAAGAAGCAGCAGGAACAGCUCCACCUCCAGCUCAUCCAGCAGCAACAUGCAAGCAGCAAGCAGAAUAAAGAGGCUCAGGUCUCGGCGCAGCAGUUGGCCUUCCAGCAGCAGCUUCUUCAGGUGCAGCAGGUCCAGCAGCAGCAUCUGCUCAACCUUCAGAGACAAGGGCUGCUCUCCAUCCAGCCUGGACAGACGAGUCUGCCGCUGCACUCCCUCUCUCAGGGCAUGAUUCCAGCGGAGCUGCAGCAGUUGUGGAAGGAGGUGACGAACGUGAAGGAGGAGCACAACAGUACCGCCAACAAUAACAACAACAACGGCAGCAGUAACAACAACAACAACGGCCACCGGGGCCUCGACCUGUCGUCCCCGGCCACGCCAAAGAACCCACUCCUCAACCAGCACGCCUCCACCAAUGGGCAGUACAUGAGUCACAAGCGGGAAAUAUCCUCCUUGGACGAGCCCUCCCCUCACUGCCACCCCCUCUACGGUCACGGCGUCUGCAAGUGGCCCGGAUGUGAAGCCGUCUUCGAUGAUUUCCAGUCAUUCCUCAAGCAUCUCAACAACGAGCACGCCCUGGACGACCGGAGCACCGCCCAGUGUCGGGUGCAAAUGCAGGUCGUGCAACAGCUGGAGCUGCAGCUGGCUAAAGACAAAGAGCGUCUGCAAGCCAUGAUGACGCACCUUCAUGUCAAAUCCACGGAGCCCAAAGCCACGCCACAGCCGCUGAACCUGGUGUCCAGCGUCACGUUGUCCAAGUCAGUCCCCGCGACGUCGCCUCCUCUGAGCCUCCCGCAGACCCCCACCACGCCAACGACGCCGCUCACGCCGCUGUCCCAGACCCACUCCGUCAUCACGGCCAACAGCCUGCACAGCAUGGGCCCCAUGAGGCGCCGUUACUCGGAAAAGUACAACAUGCCAAUAUCACCAGGUGCGACGCCUCGCUCCGCGGAGGACAAUGACCAGUCGGAUGCCACAUUCACUUCAAUGCUGUUUUCAUCUUCAGAUAUCAGCCAGAACAAGGAGUUUUACAUGAACGCAGACGUGCGACCGCCAUUUACGUACGCCUCUCUGAUAAGACAGGCGAUCCUGGAGUCUCCAGAAAAGCAGCUAACACUAAAUGAAAUCUACAACUGGUUCACACGAAUGUUUGCAUAUUUUAGGCGGAACGCAGCUACGUGGAAGAACGCAGUCCGACAUAAUCUUAGUCUUCACAAGUGUUUUGUGCGAGUAGAAAACGUAAAAGGGGCUGUGUGGACAGUCGACGAAAUAGAGUUCCAAAAGAGACGGCCUCAGAAGAUCAGUGGAAGUCCAGCCUUAGUGAAGAACAUUCAGACCAGCUUGGGCUACGGCCCGACCCUCUCUGCCGCCUUCCAGGCGUCGAUGGCAGAAAACAACAUACCUCUAUACACUACUGCUUCCAUUGGAAGCCCAACGCUCAACUCGCUGGCCAAUGCCAUCCGAGAAGAGAUGAACGGAGCGAUGGACCAUGGAAACAGCAACGGCAGUGACAGCAGCCCGGGACGCUCGCCACUGUCAGCUAUGCAUCACAUCAGCGUGAAGGAGGAACCACUGGACCCCGAGGACCACGACGGGCCCCUCUCCCUGGUCACGACUGCCAACCACAGUCCGGACUUCGACCACCACAGAGAUUACGACGACGACCAGGGCCACGACGACAUGCUGUAGUGCCGGUGCCGCCCGGGCCCAGCCCGGCCCACUCGCAGUCCGGGCCGCCUGUGAGAACGAACAGUGAACUGCAGCCUCGGCUUGUUUCCAAGUAACUUUCAGUGCCAUUACUACACACGCGACCACACGUGGACUCGGAUGGGAUUCAGACACGUGUGGGAUGGUACCGUGUGGUACGCAACGACGUGGUCAUGCAGCCAGGACUGCCGCCGGGGGGGUCACACCCCCCCCCACCACCCGCCCCCACCCACACUCUUCUUCUAUCUCCCUCUCCUCAAGACACAACUGGAGAGACAGACAGGAUGCGUGUGUGUUUUUGUUUGUGUGUGAGAGGGUGAUCAUCGUCACUGCCUUCGACACUUCAUAUUUAAUAUCUCAAAGGUGAGAGGGAUUUUUUGAGGGUGGGGUUAAGCGGGUCAGCUGUUUUUUUGUCUCACUUUUUUUUUUUUUUUUUUUUCGGUUCUGUGACCUCGUGAGGCUUCAUGGCCCAAAUUCCGUGUGUUCAGCACUUGAUGAUGAAUGUUUCCCGGAGCACACACAUGAAGCCGAAUGUUCGAUACAAAGUAGCAGUUUUCUCUCACUUAUUUCCCCCCGGAAAAAAAAAAAAAAAGCAACCGUCGACCCCUCUGGCAUGUAGCCCGGCCCCUCGCCGCCGCCCUGCAGCUCAUGAAGUCCACUGCACUGCUGGUGGUGAAGGUUCUGUCUGCUCGCAUCAAUGAAGUUUCAUUUAAGACGCCGACGAAUCACCCCGCUCCUGAUAGAUCCUGAUGAAAUCACGCGUUCAGAUCCCAGCUCGCGCCCCAGCCGGGCCGGCCGCAGCACAAUUCCCGAUCACUUCCGAGCGCUGGCGUCUUCGCGGGGACCACAAAUGGAAACGUCAGGAUCGCAGCGGAGAUAAUGGUUUAGACGAACUAAUUGUGAUUCCUGGACGCAGGAGUUCAGCCCGGCCCCACACGCGCCGUCGAUUCCAUCCAGUCCAGGCCAGCGUGACGAUUAAGGGUGGCCGUAUGCGAAUCACGCACGUGGCUGGUUUGACUUCAGAUGAGAACAGAGUGGAGGGAAUGAGCAUUCCAGUGCUUCCUGACUGGAGCGGCUGCGUUUACAUGGACGUGAUAGUCGUCGCUCACCGUCUCAUCUGAUAUGGGUUUAGUCUGCGUUUCCUCUCCUAAUGUCUGUGAACAGAAACAGCACUUCUUUCGCUAACGUAGUCCAAAAGUUUCCCAGUGAUACAUUCUCUACAUGAUAAAACCAUUAAAUGUCUCAGGUUUAAAUUAAACUCAAAUUCUAUCCGUCUACAUCGAGCUAGCUAGCUGGUGAAAAAGAAACAAAUUGAAAAAAUGUCUACUCUGAGGACAUUUUUUUAACAUAGAGAUCCUUGCAUUUCAGUCCUGACAUUCAACUGUUCUUAAAUUUAAAGAUUUUUUAAUAGUUUGUUCCCUCAAGUCUGCAGUGUUCAGAAGAAGGGAAAACAUAAACAUGUGCCCUCGACAUGAGAAAACAAGUGCGGCACAUCAUUUUAAAAGACUCCAUGCCUUUUGUUUUGUUGUCAGUGAGGAUGAACUAACUUUAAACCAAGUCUUUUUAUAGCUACGGCCAAUGAAAAUGAUGACUUUGUUGUCAAUAUCCUGAGAAAACGCUGCAGUUCCAAAUCCCGGUGUCCUCACUCGUCAUUGUAGCGUAAUUUUUUUUUUCACUGUAGCGUAAAUAAUUGUAUUUUAAGAUUAUAUCCCUCCAUGUGAACGCAGCCACCGAAGCUCAGUCGUCCCUCCGCAGCAGAACACCAGCAUCAGUUUCAAACUUCACGAAAAAAAAAAAAAAAAAGCAAGGACCACAACCAACCACUUGUCUAUUUAUUUGUUGUAUUAUUUUGGCUUCUCUGUUUUUCAUCGUGUUUCGAUUUUGCUUUGCUCUGUGACUACCAAAGAUUAAUAUCAAAUAUGUGCUCAUGCAAUAGCAGACGCGGCCAAAUAUCGCUUCCUGUCGGAGGGAUGGAUCGUUGACAAGCGCCCGAGUUUGAUGGUUGCUUUUAAAACCAAAGGGCCGGUGGGAGGAGUGGUGUUUUUUUUUUUUUUUUUUUUUCGUUUCAUUUGGGUUUUUUUCUUAUCCUCCAAAACCCUGCAGCGACCAAAAGUGAGCAGGAGGUGCUGGAGCAAUAUGACCAAAUUAGGGAUCAGUUUGGCGGCAGGUUGAAGGGAGCAAGAUUAUUUAAAGAGAAACAGCAGAAACAAUGUGACACAUUGGACUGGACCACAACCCUCUGUUCUUCUACUUUGAAAAGAUUGUAUGCCACUUUGUCGACAGGAUUCCGGUGUUCAGGCGAGACAGACGUUGUGAUUGUGUGUUUUUGGAUUUAUAAAAAAAAAAAAAAAAAAAAAAAAGCACUCCUGUCUACUAUGACGCUGGGUACAAGGCACUUCAGAGCUUUUUUAUGUUGCUUCAGAUUUUUUUUUUUUUUGCCCAAAGCUCAUGUAAGAAAGGAAAAGGGGGGCAAUCUGUGGUUUUUCCAGGAGAUGUAUUAAAUAUCCAGGCAGCUGUGGGAUGGGUCAGUAGCGAGACCGUGAGAACAGGGCCAUCCACAAACGUUUCGAGCGCUGGUAGACUAUGACAUUCUCAGCAUGUGUAGCUUGACGUUACUAAAGAUAACAGCAUGAGAAAUCCAUACCUCAAUCCAAACCUGUAGGGAAUGAUCCCAACCAACGUCCCACUCUUAGCAUGACACGGAAAAUCCAAUAGAGCUUGUUUAUCUUCCAACAUCCAAACAAAACCUCAGGCUUUCUUUGGUUAUCAUUUGUGCUUUCACCGCUUCAUCCUGUCUGUCCUCCGCUAGGUUGUACAUACGUGUUAGCGUAGCCGCUUUUCAUUUUAGGGUUUACUGUUUUAUUGAUGCUUUAAGGCUUUGUAUGAAACGUGAAAUAGCUACGAGAGAAAAAAAAAAACACACCUGCUGUAUGUAUCGGAAUAGCAAACUGUGCCGCAAAUGUAUUUUACUUAGUAAUAUUUGCUUUAAAAAAUGACAAAAAAAAAGGCUGUGGUUGAACGGGGCCGGUGGAGGGGGGCGUCCCAGAUUUUAAAACUGUAAAAUAGACGGCAGACUUUUCUCUGUUUUCAGUGACCGAAGCGUUUUUUUGUACAGAUUUCUUUUUUUUUGUGUAAAGCUGUUUUUUUUUUUUUUUUUUUUAUACUUCCUCCUGAUGGUCCAACCACUGCCGCCUGUGGCUCCACCUUCUAAAGUUCCUGCUCGGAGAAACAAAAAAAAAAAAAAACACAAAAAAAAGGGCAGACAGGUAUUUUUGCUCGAGGAGACGGAGAUAUCGUGCAUGAUUCAUCCCAGGGUUGCAGGUUGUUUUUUGGGAGGUGUGGGGGAAGUGGUCAGUAAUAAUAAUUAAAGGGGAGUAUUACUCUAAGGAUAUUUUAUAUGAAGUUAAUAGGAAAAAGAAGAAAAAUAUGCAGUGCCAAGAUGUAAAGAAUAUUGUCAAAUGCUGUUUCUCCCUCUCUGUGUGUCCACCGUUGUUAAGUUUGAAGAUAUUUAUAUUUUUAUCUCAAAGGUCGUCGCUCAAUCACAGUAGAGAUCACUGCAAGAGAAGCCAUCCUUUCAUUCAUCGCUGUCAUUCCGUCCCCCUCUUUCUUCUCAUCACUUUUUUUUUUCCCCUGAAGUCAGAAGGGGGGGGUUAGCAGGAGGGAGGGUGGUGGGUUCUGUCACGGCGCUCUCAUCCUGCAGCAGCUUCUUUUUUUUUUUUCAUUCCAUUUUUUUUUUUGUUUCUUUGAAGUUGUACGCUGUGGUUUCUUUGAGAGAGAAAUGUCGCUCUUCACUUCCAUCAGUGUGUAAUGUCCUCUUCUUCGUCAUCGCCAUCAUCAUUCCUCGUCUGUCUGAAGCAGACCACUCUGUAAGUCAGUGACGCUGACUGACCUGAGCAUUCUCAACAUGCAAUA